UCCUUCGUAUUGCAGCAAAUUGGGUCGAAGCAUCUUUGCAGUAACUCGGUAUGUGAUUUUCGUGUUCAUUCUGAAAUUUUAGGGUUUCGUCAGAUUGCAGAAUUUGGGAACUUUUGUCUGAGAUAGCAUUUGGAAAUUUGUUUCUGAAAUGGCAAGUAAUAGAGAUGAUUCCCUUCAAUCCAUUAGUGUGAGGUUAGAUGGAAAGAAUUAUUCUUAUUGGAACUAUGUGAUGAAAAAAAAUUUGAAAGGGAAAAAGAUGUGGGGUUAUGUUUCUGGAACUUUGGUUAAACCAACAAAUGACAAAGCGGAUUAUGCAACUUUGCUAGAAAAUUGGGAAGUGGAUAAUUAAAAAAUUAUUACUUGGAUAAACAACUCUGUAGAACACUCCAUAGGUACCCAACUAGCCAAGUAUGAAACAGCGAAGGAAGUUUGGGACCAUCUUGCAAGGCUGUAUACUCAGUCUAACUUUGCAAAGCAAUAUCAAUUAGAAUAAGAUAUUAGAGCUCUUGAACAGAAAGAUAUGAGUAUUCAAGAGUUCUAUUCAGUUAUGACAGAUCUAUGGGAUCAAUUGGCCCUUACUAAAUCUGCAGAAUUACGAGCUUUUGCACCAUAUAUUGCUCGUAGGGAGGAACAACGAUUGGUUCAGUUUUUGAUGGCACUUCGUGAUGACUUUGAGGGACUCCGUGGCUCUAUUUUGCAUCGUUCUCCACUUCCUUCGGUUGAUUCAGUAGUUAGUGAACUAUUGGCAGAUGAAAUUCGUAUUAAGUCUCAAGCAGGAAAAGGCAUCCUCCCAGCACCCAGUCCCUCUGUUUUGGUAGUUCCUCCUCGACACUUUACUCACCAUGAGAAUAAACCUCACACAAAGGUUGGAGUUGAUGAAUGCAGCUUUUGCAAACAAAAAGGUCACUGGAAGGCUCAGUGUCCUAAAUUAGUAAAUCGUGCACCUCAGCAACAAAGACAUCAACUCAGACCUCCUCAAUUCGGUAAUCAAUCGCCUCAUUAUGGUAGCCAACCACAGUUUGGCAACCACUCACAACCUCGACCAUACCGUCCUCCGCAAUUUAAUGCUGCUGCUACUGUACCUCCAUCUGACUCGUAUGAUUUUGGGGCCUCAUCUUCCAAUCCUGCUCUUGCUGCCCUCUCAGAACAGUUUCAGAAGUUUCUUACCAUGCAGCCACAUGCCAUGUCCGCCUCUUCUUCGGUAGGUCAGCCCCCUACUAGCUCUUCAGGAUCCGCAGUCUCAGAAGCUGAUUGGGACCGGCCGUAGGCGGGGGUGUUUAUAUGUUUUGGAUGAGCUGAAAUUACCAGUAUUUGCAGCUCCUAGUGUUGAUCUGUCUUCCUUUCGAUUGUCUCCAUCAUCGUCUAGUUUUUAUUUAUGGCACUCUCGCCUUGGUCAUGUUUCAGCUUCCCGUUUAAGAUUCUUAGCUUCUACAGGAACCUUAGGAGAUUUGCAAGUUCAUGAUAUUUCUGAUUGUAGUGGUUGUAAACUUGCAAAAUUUUCUGCUUUACCUUUCAGUAAAAGUACUUCAUGUUCUGUUGCACCUUUUGACUUAGUUCAUUCUGAUGUGUGGGGACCCUCUCCUAUUGCUACAAAAGGAGGGUCUAGAUAUUAUGUCUCUUUUGUUGAUGAUCACACUCGAUUUUGUUGGGUUUUUCUAAUGAAAUGUCGUUCUGAUUUC
Messenger RNA from Humulus lupulus (European hop), 1679 nucleotides. RefSeq lists its product as uncharacterized. Gene Ontology annotation, molecular function: zinc ion binding; nucleic acid binding. The record is from RefSeq and is a predicted model, not a curated record. Lineage: Eukaryota; Viridiplantae; Streptophyta; Magnoliopsida; Rosales; Cannabaceae. The transcript is spliced from 2 exons. Bases 521 to 1267 code for a protein of 248 amino acids.